AAGAUUGUGACACGAUUUUGUAGGCUGAGGUAUUAAUUAGUGAUUUCCUCCGCGAUUGUCAGAGAACUUCACAGCAAGUGACAACCGCAGCCACCAUGGCAGCAUACAGAGGAUUCUUGCUGCUCCUCAAAUUAGCUGGAUUCAUGUUUCUCAGCGUGUUCUGCUUUUACCAAUGGGACAUGUCACAAGAUAAGAGAGCGGAGAGAAUCCGUUGGCUGCAGGAACAGAGAAAGCAGCUGCUAAGAGAAAUGUGUGAUGGUGACGAAGGGGUCUUUCCUGAGGGGAGGCAGAGUUUAGAAGAUUUGAGUGACAAUGAGCUGAAGCACUUCAUUGUGGAUGACAAUCACGGCAUCAUCUACUGUUACAUUCCCAAGGUGGCUUGCACCAACUGGAAGUGGGUUAUGUUUGUCCUUAACAUGAGCGCGCCCUAUCAGGACCCCAUGUCCAUAGCUGGUGACAUGGUCCACCUCCCCAAAACGUUCACUCAGCUAAACAGUUUCCCAAGACAAGAGAUGAAGGUGAAGCUGAAGCACUACACCAAGUUCCUGUUUGUCCGGGACCCAUUCGUCCGUCUCAUCUCCGCCUACCGAAACAAGUUCCAGCGGCACAAUGAGUACUUCUAUCAACACUUUGGUCGGGACAUUCUGCGCCUGUACGCUAACCAGUCUGAUCCACCAGAGACAGAGGAUGAGGCUUUUGCUUCUGGCAUACGCCCAUCAUUUUACAACUUUAUUCAGUACCUGCUGGACCCACAGACAGAAAAGGAAGCCCCCUUUGAACCCCACUGGAGGCAGAUGCACCGUCUGUGCCAUCCCUGCCUCAUACAGUAUGAUUUUGUUGGCCAUCAGGAGACUCUCCAGCAGGACGCUGAACAGCUGCUGAAGAUGUUGAAGCUAGAGGAUGACAUCAAGUUCCCUCCUUCCUAUGAAAACAUGACUUCCUCUGCUUCUGUGUUGGACUGGUUCAGCACAGUGCCCCUAGAGGCCAGGAGGAAGCUGUACGAGCUCUAUGAGAUGGACUUCAGGCUCUUUGGCUACAGAAAGCCUUUUGAACUGCUUGAUGGUUGAGAUGACGGCAUGAUUUGGACUCCAGUCUUCCCCAUACAAUAUUGGAAAUGACCAAUAUUUUACGAAUUGCCUUUCCCAAAAACAGGCAUGUAUGCACUGAGAUACAGCUCACUUUUCCCCCCACUGAUAGGGUGAUGAACUUCACUUGUUUGUGAAAAUAGUUGGUGUAAAGUAUCAUAUGAAUAUUUCUAUUUUUUUUUAUUUCACACAAGAGGGUUUCAAUACGUGCAUGUUUCCACACUGUCAAAGGUCAAAGUUCUAUGAUUAAAUGCACUUUCUUAUUGUGUUACAUGUAGUAAAUAAAUUUCACUUUGAAAUGUGCAGGCAGGAGCUAGGUGGCUUUUAUUAUUUACAAGUAUUCGAGUAAACGUAUGCAGACACAUACUCUCUCUCACCAUACGCUCACACAAGAUGCAAAAAGCUGCAGUAUUCAGCAGGAUUGCACAAAAAGUAAAAUAUUUUCGUUUUUCAUCCCACUCACCAUUAUAAUUUUACCUCAGAUAGAAAGACGACUUCAAGGACAAUUGAAGAUGAGGCUGACGAUCAGCUCUUAGAGAAAUUGAUUGCUCCUUUGUCUUCCCUUUAAGUGACUGGAGCAAGGAGAACACACUUUUGACCAUUCAUCAACUUCUUAACACAUCAGUCGGAGGGCAAA
Molecule: messenger RNA, 1722 nt
Organism: Epinephelus lanceolatus (giant grouper)
Lineage: Eukaryota; Metazoa; Chordata; Actinopteri; Perciformes; Serranidae
Product: carbohydrate sulfotransferase 12-like
Biological process (GO): proteoglycan biosynthetic process; carbohydrate biosynthetic process
Cellular component (GO): membrane
Molecular function (GO): sulfotransferase activity
Source: RefSeq, a predicted model, not a curated record